GAAUGAGUAAUGACACAAACCGCGUCGCGUCGGCGUCUUCCUCCUUCCCUCGUCUCGGCUGUCUGGCACUCUGGCUUCUUCCAAGCUCCCCGUCCAGCUCCCACCCCGCGUUACUAAUUUAAUUCGAGCAGUAGCAUCCGAGUUAGAGCUUGCAAACACCACCAGCGAGAACGUCGUGGCGCGCAUGUGGGCGGCUGCUCUCUCCCGCGUCCCAUCUCCAUAACCGUCGCCGUCGUCCUAGAUCCAACACGCUCCCGAGCUCCAUUCCCACGAGGCCACCCUCCCGCUGGUAAAGUCUCAGCUGCAUCAGCGGAGAGUUCUCGCUUGCACGCGGGAGGACGCGUGGCGAUGGCCGUGGACCGUGGGCUCCUGCUCUUCCUCCUCUCGGCCGCCGCCCUGGUCGGGCUCGCCUCCGCCGCUGGUCCUUCCUUGUCCGACAGCGUGUUUCAGGCGAGCGUCGGAUCUACUGGGAGGAGCUUGCUGCAGGCCAAGAAGAAUUGCCCCGUGAACUUUGAGUUCCAAAACUACACAAUCAUCACAAGCAAGUGCAAAGGGCCAAAAUUUCCUGCCGACAAAUGCUGUGGUGCUCUCGUGGAAUUUGCAUGCCCGUUUAAUGAGUACAUCAAUGACCUCAGCAACGACUGUGCAUCAACAAUGUUCAGCUACAUCAACCUCUAUGGAAAGUACCCACCAGGCCUGUUUGCCAGCGAGUGCAAAGGAGACAAGAAAGGACUUCCUUGCGCAAAUGUCUCCCAGAAAGACAAUACCGCUGCAAAUGGUGGCCAACGAGCUCAAAGCAGCUUGCUUGCUUUGGUUACUCUCAUGUGCGGACUAGUAGCAUUGUUGUUCCACUGAAUGAUGAUUAUCAUUUCUCCGAAGUGGUGUGUUGUGACUGAUGAGUCUAUUCGUUACUCCUCAUGGCGCUCGUGGUGCGGCCGCCUCGUGUUUUUUCCUUUUACAUGUAAAAUCCCAUCUAAUGCAACAUAUUCUCUGGAAUUCCAUUCGUCGAUGCCAGCUUAAACUCGAAUUCAACUCACCGUAUCAUUGUAUUGUGACUGUAACAUUAAAUUAUGUUGAAUGCAUAUCGUUUAUGCUUAUACUGAUA
Messenger RNA from Phragmites australis (common reed), 1105 nucleotides. Its product is annotated as GPI-anchored protein LLG1-like. The record is from RefSeq and is a predicted model, not a curated record. The coding region runs from base 349 to 855 and encodes 168 amino acids. Lineage: Eukaryota; Viridiplantae; Streptophyta; Magnoliopsida; Poales; Poaceae. The transcript is spliced from 3 exons.